AUACUAACAAAUUGGUGAUGACUAAAACUGAAAUUGAAGAGUUGGUAAGAAAUACAAUGGCAUUUACUCAAUCUGCGCCAGGUAACAAGUUAAAAUGUCCUAGUCAAAUAGAACCAGAUAAAAUAUAUAGGGACCCAAACCUAUGCUUGAAUAAUCAAGAAUGGCUUCGAAUGGAUAGUGCGACAGAUUGUCUUAGUACUUUAGCAGGUCUAUCUACUUUACAAUCUUUAAUAGAUACAAUUACUAAAGAAGUAGUUGAUAAAUUUUCUUCCUUCUUGCCUAAGAAAAAUGAAGGAAAU
This is a messenger RNA of Racocetra persica, 299 nucleotides long. The record is from the annotation of a GenBank genome assembly. Lineage: Eukaryota; Fungi; Glomeromycota; Glomeromycetes; Diversisporales; Gigasporaceae.